Fragaria vesca subsp. vesca is the source of this 546-nucleotide messenger RNA. RefSeq lists its product as uncharacterized. Gene Ontology annotation, molecular function: enzyme inhibitor activity. Gene Ontology annotation, biological process: negative regulation of catalytic activity. The transcript has a single exon. The record is from RefSeq and is a predicted model, not a curated record. NCBI's taxonomy places the organism in Eukaryota, Viridiplantae, Streptophyta, Magnoliopsida, Rosales, Rosaceae. The coding region runs from base 1 to 546 and encodes 181 amino acids.
AUGAAGAUCGUUUCAAUAUCUAUGCCGCUGCUCACCAUAUUUAUCAUUCAAAUCGUGCUUCUUCCAAUUAGCCAUUGCCGGGCAGAUCUCAUUGACCAAACGUGCAAACAAACUCCCAACUACAAUCUAUGUGUUUCUUCUCUAAAACCGAACCCUCGUAGCUCCGCUGCUAAUGUCAAGGGCCUGGCCACCAUAAUGGUCGAGGUGCUUACUUCCAAGGCAAACGAUACUCUGAACGAAAUAUGGGCGCAGCUUCUUAGGCAGGAAGACCCUGCAGUUAGAAAUUGCUAUGAUCAUUAUGGUUACAUGGUGGCAGCCUUCAUCCCAGAGAUAUAUGGAGAUUUAACUUCAAGGGGUUUUGGUGGUAGGUUUGUACGUUACAACCCUGCACAGGCGGAGCGACGCUUGCACGAUGAUAUUAUCCGACGAGUUGAUCAUUGUCGGCAUGGUUUUGGUAAAGGCCGCCGAUCUCCAUUCGCAAAGGAAAUCAAAGCUACCCGUGAAGCUGCGGUUGUGGCAGCAGCAAUUGUUAGGAUAUUGAUUUGA